GUCACCGGGAGUGAGUGAGUGAGUGAGUGUGCGCGCUCCCCGUCUCCAAAAACAUUUACGCAUCGCAGCAGUGUUCCGCCUGCCUCUCACUCCUCACCGUCAUCUUACCACAAACAGCAGCCGGCUCUCUCCACUCCGAAGAAUCGGGAGGACAAGUUCGUGCGGAGAAGCGUCUGUCCCAAACCACCGUGCUUUGCAUGCGGUGAGCAAUUAAAGCGGGGGAGGAAGAGGAGGAGGACGGAAGUUUAUCCCCCCCUCCUGUCUCUCUGGUGGAGAGCGCAGGGCGCACCGGGACUGAAUGGUUGAGCCCAGCCCUCCAGCACUUCACAUUCACUCCAGUGGGGAUGUCAACAUGGCAGGCGUUGGUGUCAAAGUAGAACGUGAAGACUCUGGGGGAGGGGCUGCAAUGGAUACCAGCGGCGAACUUCGUAAAACGUCUCCUUCGCGUGAUUGGUCAGGAACUCAGCCCCUCGAGGCUCGCCAGUUGACCCCACCACUGUCUCGCUCCCCUUCAGAGGGAUCUCCAGGGAAGGACCUGCCUCACAGACAGAGCCCCAUGGGACUGAAGGAACCUAGGAUGCAUGAUCGAUCAGAGGGACAAUCCAACUUGAAAGAAGUGAUGCCUACCAUUGAGAAGCUGCUGAAUGCUGACUGGAAGGACAAACUCCUGGAUAAAAGCACAGUGGGGUCAGGACAGCUGAAAGGUACCCCCGAAUCUCUGGCAGAGAAGGAGCUCCAGCUGUUGAUGAUGAUCAACCAGCUGAGUGGUCUGAGGGAGCAGCUCCUGGGAGCCCACUCUGAGCAGAGAAACAUGGCCGCCCUGUUGCUGGAGAAACAGCAGCAGCAGAUGGAGCUGGCUCGGCAACAGCAAGAACAGAUCGCCAAGCAGCAGCAGCAGCUCAUCCAGCAGCAGCACAAGAUCAACCUGCUUCAGCAGCAGAUCCAGCAGGUGAACAUGCCCUACGUGAUGAUUCCAGCUUUCCACCCCACCACCCAACCCCUCCAGGUCAACUCUGACCCCCAGAUGACCUUGCCACUGCAACCGAUCCCCUGCAAGCCGACUAUGGACUACUCCAUGCAGCUACUGUCAAACACUCACCCCACCCCCGUGAAGAGAAGCAGUGGUUCCCUCCGACAGGAAGCAAGUCAGCCCUUGAACCUGACCUCCAAGCCCAAGGGUCUGGAGCUGGGGAAGACACCCAGUCCACAGAGCCUGGAGCUGGGAUCACUGGCGCUGCAGGGGGCAUACAGACCCAGAGAUCUCCAGAGAGAGAUCUCCCACAGUCCACCACGAUCUGCGCUCAGUUUCCUGGGAGACGGCGACGUGGUCACCCAGGCUAUCCACGAUGCCCAGCAGCUCCUGAGGAGCCACGGCAGUGCGGGGCGGGAGAGGGACCGGGAGAGAGAAGUUGGUGGAAAGCCGGAUUUUAAGGUUUCUCCUCGCAAUGAGAGGAUGUCUCAGAGUGAGAGAGGUGAGAACAGACAUGGCCUGCCGUCCACUGAGGACCACCUCAGCAGUGAUUCUGAGGGUACCCUGAACGUUUCGGUCCCAGGCGGCUACGCUGAGGCACGGCCGCCUCCCUCCUCAGGCCACAUAAAGAGACCCAUGAAUGCCUUUAUGGUGUGGGCCAAGGACGAGCGCAGGAGGAUCCUGCAAACUUACCCUGACAUGCACAACUCCUCCAUCAGCAAGAUCCUGGGCUCGCGGUGGAAAGCCAUGUCUAACCAGGAGAAGCAGCCUUACUACGAAGAGCAGGCGAGGCUGAGCAGGCAGCAUCUGGAGCGCUACCCCGAUUACAAAUACAAACCCCGACCCAAACGGACCUGCAUAGUGGAGGGACGGCGGCUGCGGGUGGGCGAGUACAAGGCCAUGAUGAAGAGCCGCCGGCAGGAACAGAGAGGGACCUACGGGCACAGUCAAACGGAGCCACAGCAGAUCCAUUACCCCCACAGUGAUGGCCAGUACCCGGGGGGUAGCAGCUCGGUCUCUGUCGCUACCAUGCCUUUUCACCCCGCGCUACUGGAGCAUUACCUGCCGCAAGUCCCGCCCAUCCCUCGCAGAGCUGAGGGACAGACCACACCCACCUCUCUGCCUAGGGAGAGAGAGCGGGAACGCAAGAGGGAGCGACCGCCAUACAGCGAAGGAGAGGAAAGUGAUGGGGGAGAGAGGAGUGAGGGGGAACUGGUGCUCCUAACGGACUAAAGAAAGGCAACUGGUAGAGGAGCCAGGAAAAGGAAAAUUAAAGAUGAGGGAUAGGAUGAGAGGGGAGGGUAGCUGAGGUGGGCGGGUUGCUCUUUGAUGAAUGACAGUCAGAGAGGAGGAAUGGAGGAUGAACUAAAGAAAUGGUGAGGGAGUGUGUGAAUGGGGGAAUAAAAAAGUAAAUGUCAUACUCACCCCGUUGUAAAUUAGCCUAUUCUCCAGUAAAACCUCGCCUACACAAACACAUAAAGGCAAGCUUUUAUCAUUUCCCGUUACACGUAUCAUGUCAUCACAUGCUUUGUGUCAAAACUUUGGAGUUAUAUUUAUGAAGGUUUAACAUUUAAUCCCUUCUGCUUCUUGUUUUCUCCCCAUGUUGACUUAUGGCAAACAAAAUGCCCCCACAGGGACUGGAAUUAAAGCAGAUUGAUUAAAAGUUCAGCAGAGUACCUGUUUCCUCCUGUCAGACAGCUGAGGAUCAGCCACUCUGGGGUUCAGUAUGUCAGCUUUGCCACCUGCUGGAGAAGAGUGGUUAUUACUACUGUUGCCACACAUCCUAUUUAAGUUACACCACAAAUCAAACUGGAGGGAUAAAAUAAUUUGGUGAUUAAAGGUGCAUUUCAGCAGUUUUAGUACUGUGUGCUUAACGAGAUUAAAAAAAUAAUGGUCAUAUUCAGUAACAGUUGCCUCGGGCCAUAGGAUGGUUCAAGACGGAAAAAAAUAUAUCCUAUAUGCACACUGCCACUUAAAUGUGCGUGCGUUUGUAACUCAGGCUUUAUGUUAGAAAUGUUCAGUCUUUAAGCUCAUCACUGCACACAAAUGUGAGGCACUAAAAGUAAAGGGUAAACAGCCUGCAGGGGGCUGAAACAGCAGGUAGGGCAGCAGCAGUAUUAACAUGUCAGGGGGAGAGAUUCAGUCAUCUGGCCAGCAGACGCUGCUGCUACCUUCCCUGAGUCUGUGCAGUGAGCGUUGAGAGUGCUAACUCUCUCUCUCUGACUUAGUCUAGCUAACGACAAAAAGCACAGAUUGUGUUUGGCACACUCUUAUUCUGCAUUUGCACCAGUUGGAGAGUUAGCAUUAAAGGUUUAUCUCAACAAUCCUUCUCCCCAAAUUUGCAUGAUCCAUGUUCAGUCUGAGCUAUCAGCCUUUCUACACAUCCAAUUGGCAGUUGUUGCCGAUCUACAAGUCACUUUGCAACUCACCUUUCCACAGGAUUCUCCUUAUAUACUGAAUCUGAACUAAUCCAUUGUCAUGUCUGCCGCUCUGUUGUGCACAGGGCCCUCCCAUCUCUGGCUUUCUAUGUAUGGAGUGGAAGGGCAUCCCAGAAUAGUGACAUGCCAUAUAUAAAUAUAUAUACGACAAUCUUUUCUGUGUAUAGAUUUAUAUAGCACCAGCCAAAAGCAAAGCUAGCUUUGAGCUGAUAAAGCAGGACUUCAUUCAGGGUAGUUCAGGACGUGCUUUUUUCAAAAGUCUUUUUCUGGUCGGACAGGCCUUGUUGCCCAAAAGUAACGUACAAUUAAUCAACACUGCAACCUCACCAUCAUCCUCCCACAUCUCACUGUUAGUUUGAGCCAUGCUGCUGUCAUCGUGUGUCCAUCAGUGCCCUCUCCACAGCAUGGUGGGUUAACUUCAGCCUAUCCUAUUUUUUUAUACCUCUGUUUGCUUCUUUGCAUGUUUACUGGAUGUCGUGUUGAACACCUCGUAUCUGUGUAUCCAAAUGUCUGCUGUGUUUUUCUUCUGAGAUGCAGCCUCUCGCAGCAUUAUUAUUAUUAUUAUCAUUAUUAUCACUAUGCUUUUUUUUAAUCUUUAAAAAUGUUUGUCAAUUUCAUCUAAAAAGGCUAAAGUAUUCCUUUCAUCAUCUUUUACGUUCCUGUUCCUGUAACAGAGAGGCAGAUCAUCCCCAAAACUGUGAGGCUGUGUCCCUAAUCACUGCUUCUCUCCUGCCUUAGAUCUGUUAUACACAGCAGUCAGCAGCAGGUUUUUGGACAACUGACCUUCAUUUUGCAUUGUUGAGUAGUGCAAUGCCAUUUAACACACACUCAUACACAUAUGUGUGUGUGUGUGUGUGAUGUAAACUGAGAGUGCAGUAUAGAGUAAUUAGGGAGUGGUUUUGGACACAGCCUGUGCCUCAGAUUGGAGAGAGAGCUGUUGUUUAUUGGUACAAAACCCCCAUUUCCUUAUGAUGGGAACAAAUGUUUAUCUAUAAAAAUUUAUAUAUAAUAUUACCCAAAGCAAAAGGAAGGUAGAUUUAGCAAUGAGAACUCCAGACACCAUAAUCAUCCCUGCGUCCUUAGUAACAUUUACUCCUCGUAAGCACUUACUAGUGUGUAUUCUUUAGCAAGUUUAACAUGCUGAAAAAGCAAAACUAGGUUUUUUGCAGUUAGUCUGCAUGUAAAAGAUGGACUGGGACUUUACCCAUUUGUUUUGCACUUGUGACUGAUGCCAUGUUAUUUCUUUUAAAUUAGUAAUUAGCUAAUGCUGGCAAGCUUGGCUAGCAAGUUACAAAUAUGGACAGGUGUAACUGACUGCUUAACACUGCCAAUUAGGUUUUUUUAGGCAACCCCCCCCCCAAAAAAAAACAAAAAAACAAAAAACAAAAAACAAAAAACAAUGCCAAUUCGUGCAGAAGACAAAAAAAUACUAGGAACACUCACCAAAAUGGAAGGACAGACUUCCACAUGUCAGGCUGUACCAUAGAUCACAUCUAUGGUAUACCAUUUGUUAUAUACUUAAGUUAAAAGGAUAAAAGAAACAAACAUGGUUUAGUGAGGGAGUGUGUGAAUGGGGGAAUGAAAAAGUAAAUGUCAUACUCACCCCGUUGUAAAUUAGCCUAUUCUCCAGUAAAACCUCGCCUACACAAACGCAUAAAGGCAAGCUUUUAUCAUUUCCCGUUACGCGUAUCAUGUCAUCACAUGCUUUGUGUCAAAACUUUGAAUUAAGUGGCUUCAUGUCAAUCAGUGUGGCCAUACCCCAAACUUAUUUCCUUUGUAAUGCUAGUAAUUUGGGUCUUUUAAUGUGAAAGCAUGUGGACUGACUUGCUUUUGGAGAAAUGCUAACAGUAGCAGCUUUGCAUACUCCCUCUAUUCCUAAAUCAACAGACUGAAGACAAAUCUGUCUUUUUUUUUUUUUUUUAAUACCUUAUACCAGCGGUCUCCAACCUUUUUUGCGCCACGGACCGGUUUA
Maylandia zebra (zebra mbuna) is the source of this 5380-nucleotide messenger RNA. RefSeq names its product SRY-box transcription factor 13 (gene sox13). NCBI's taxonomy places the organism in Eukaryota, Metazoa, Chordata, Actinopteri, Cichliformes, Cichlidae. Gene Ontology annotation, biological process: cell fate commitment; regulation of transcription by RNA polymerase II. The record is from RefSeq and is a predicted model, not a curated record. Gene Ontology annotation, molecular function: RNA polymerase II cis-regulatory region sequence-specific DNA binding; DNA-binding transcription factor activity, RNA polymerase II-specific. Gene Ontology annotation, cellular component: nucleus.